Molecule: messenger RNA, 1468 nt
Organism: Rhopilema esculentum
Lineage: Eukaryota; Metazoa; Cnidaria; Scyphozoa; Rhizostomeae; Rhizostomatidae
Source: RefSeq, a predicted model, not a curated record
AUGUUAAAAAUUUUGUUCCAGACGCCAGAUAAUCGCUCAGCGACCAAAGAUUCGAACGGAGAAACGCCUCUCAAACGAGCAAGAACAAACGAAAAGGUCUUGCCAUCACCGAUAUCUUCACGAACAAGAAAGAAGCUAGCCAGAAACAACAGUCCCCCUCGCAAGAAACCAUAUCCAAAAAGCAAGCCUGGAUCGCUUUCAGAGGAUUCAGAAAAUGAAAACGAGGGUUGCUAUAAAAAGCCUUUAGUGACCAAAUCAGAAUCUGCAAAGCAGAACAUCACUAAGCCUAUUGGUUUAUCGCCCCGAAAGAGUAACGUGAUGCGAGGCGAACACGAAACAAAGCAUGGAUCAAAGCUUCCAGGUAAACUGGCAACAACAAGAAAAUACGAUUUUGAGAGAGAUUUUGAGAAGGAACUGUCAAAAGAAGAAAAGAAGAGACCCGUAAAGCUGAAGUCAUUGAAAGACUUAAAGAAUGGCAACGAAGAAAAGGAAGACCAACCCGAGUGUCGAACGCAGUAAGCAACAUCAACACGCAUCUAGGUUGGCUUUUAGGCGGCCUCUAAGGCAAGCCAAGCCUAGCCUUCAAAAUACUUUUGACGCCUAAUACCGAAGACCAAUUUGUUCUUGUAAAUUCUAUCAAAAGAAGAUCUCUUGCAGACAAUAGAAAGAUUGGUCUUGCUGUCAUUUAACGUUUUUUUAAAUUGUUCAGAUUAGAUACUGAUUUAUGUUGUAAAAUAUUUGGUUGUGAAUGGCUGUUUUUAUUUAGAGAAUGCAUUCUCAUCAAUGUUACUUGUUGUGUUAGAAGGGCAACACGAUUAUACUAAUGUUUGGCACAUAAAAGUUUUGUUCAACAGUUUUGAAUGGUUUAUACCAAUAUGUUGGCACUUUAAUAUAUAUUGAUAAAAUCUGUUUCAUUACAUACCGUAAAUUCUCUUUUUAGCCCCCCUCUCAAUUAAGCCCUCUCUCUUUUAUAAGUUGAUGUUUUUUAUUUCGCAAAUAACAAAAACUUUACCACUAUAAAUGGUUUUUUAUUACAAAAUAUUUAUUAAGCCCCCUCUCUCAAUUAGGUCCCCUCUCUUAUAAGCCCCCUUUUAAGUGCUGAAAAGCAAUAAGCCCCCACGGGGGGGGGGGGUAAAAAGAGAAUUUACGGUAUUUGUAAUUAGAUAGUCAUUCGUUAUAAACGGUGAAUUGAGCCAGUGGACAAGAGAAGGAAAUCUGUGGCACAGAAUUAACUUUUAAGAUAAGAUGUAUAAUUUCCUUGUGGACGCGAACUUAGGGUGGAAGUUGAAGAUGUCUUUUACUGUAGCGGAAUCAAUGCUUUGUUUCGUUAUUUCUCAGUAUCUUUACUGUUGCAAAACAUGUUUAACAUUUUUAGUUGCUUUUACUGUACCCACAAUUAAGUAAAGAUUAAGUACAAUUUUUGUUAUAUUUUGAUGUCGAAAUUUUUAGCAUAAGUUGGGUUUGAGAA